UUUUGCAAAAAAUCGGGAAAUCCUCGCCGGCCAUUCUGCCCUGUAGCCAUCCCCGGGUGACCCUUGUCGGCUACUAAACCACACGGUCAGAGUGUCUCUGAUUUUUGCUCCUAUGCUCUCGUAUAUAGCUCUCCACUCUCUCUCUAUUGCAUGAGAGAGAGAGAGAGUUUAGAGAGAGAUCUAAUGGAGUAUGAGAGGAUUCACAAAGUUCAGGCUGGGAUCAUAUCUCCCACUAAAUUAAGGAUGAAGCUCAUAAGGCCUCACCAUGGGAGAAAGAAGGAGGGAUCCAACAGCAACUCUUCAAGAACUUCUCCUUCAAAGCUCGAGGAUUCUGAGUUUGUGAAGAACGGCUUAUUGGCCUCGAAGAACGGAGAUUUUGACGAAGAAGCUCCCAGCUUAGAUGUUCCAUCGGCAAACUUACCCGGCGAGGCGGUACCGGAUUCCGGUCAAGAUGAUCGGGAUUCAUCCCGGGCGAAGGACUUGCUGCCGAGGAAAAACGGCGAGAUGGGUCACGCUAAAAUGCAGCAAUUCUCUAGGCCUGAUACCGGCAAGCUGAGUACAAUUCACCCGGUGAGGAAUUUGGAAGAUGAGAAUCUUGAUUAUGACAGUAAUGCUAGUUCGUCGAGCUUUGAGUUUCACAAGGCAGAGAGAUCGCUGCACAAUCCGAGAUCGAUGUCGAGGCCUAUGCCUUCGAAAUGGAAUGAUGCUGAGAAAUGGAUAAUAAAUAAGCACAACGCCCAAUCUUAUAGCACUAAAAAGGGUUUUGCACAAGGUCCGGCGGGUCGGUUGCCGGUGACGAAUCCGGUGAAGGUUACGCCGGAGUCUGGUAGCUAUGAUCAGAGAUUACUGGGUAACAGAUUGGCUGACACUAAACGGGCUGAUUUUUGUCAGCCUGCAUCACAGAUGGGGAUGGAGAAGUUUUCCUUUGUUCCUGCAGGCAUUCAUCCCAUUCUGUGCCAAGCAAAUGGGUCAAAUGCAUUCAGCGAUCUUUGUGCUGAAAGUAAGGAUUUGAAGGAAGUGGGUCACAUAGAAAUUUCAUUUACAAAAACUACAUCAGAAGACACAAGAGCUCCUCCCACCAUAAGAUCAGUUGCAAUGAGAGACACGGGAACAGAAAUGACCCCGGUUGCAAGUCAAGAGCCUUCAAGGACUGCUACACCAUUGGGAGCAACUCCAUUUCGCAGCCCAACUUCUUCAAUCCCUUCUACUCCCCGAGGAAGAGCACCAGCUCCCACACCUAUGGAGCAUACCACGGAUGAUGAAUUUAAACGUCCAAUAGAAAAUAGAAAAAGGGAAUUGUCAGAACAAGAACUGAAGGAAAAGACAAGAAAAGAGAUUGUAGCACUUGGUGUCCAACUUGGCAAAACAAAUAUUGCUGCAUGGGCAAGUAAAGAUGAACAAGAAAAAAUGACUUCUGUUAAGACCUUUAAUAUUGAUGAAGUUGAUCGAAUUGAAAAUGAAAAGCGUGCCACUGCGUGGGAGGAGGCUGAAAAAUCUAAACAUUUGGCAAGAUAUAAGCGUGAAGAAAUUAAAAUCCAAGCUUGGGAAAGUCAACAAGAAGCAAAAGUGCAAGCAGAGAUGAGAAGAAUAGAGUAUCCAAUAUGAGGGACAUUUUAAUGCAACCAAUUUCUUGAAGGGGAUGAAUAUUUUGUAAUCAGCAAUUGCCUGUGAUGUGCAGAGCAACUCUGCUAAGGUAUGAAUUUUUUUGCACCUUCCAGGCCCAGGUUGAACAACUGAGAGCCCAGGCUCAUGCAAAGAUGGUGAAGAAGAUUGCAAUGGCGAGGCAAAAAUCAGAAGAAAAGCGAGCCGCAGCCGAAGCAAGAAGAAAUCAACGAGCAGAAAGAACUGCAGCUCAGACAGAGUAUAUUCGCCAAACGGGUCGAAUCCCAUCAUCCAAUUUCAUUUGUUGUGGUUGGUUGUGAUAUAACUGGAAAAAGAAAAGCACGAAAUUUAUUGGUAAAAUCACACAGCCAACAGCCUCUGUUGUAUUUUUUGUUUCGAUUUCAUUUUCAUCAAAUGGGUGUUGUCCUUUAUGUUCAACAUCAUAUUUAUAGAGCAACUGCAGCAUUUUGAGUUUUUGCAGGAAA
Messenger RNA from Malania oleifera, 2087 nucleotides. RefSeq lists its product as uncharacterized. The coding region runs from base 151 to 1605 and encodes 484 amino acids. The transcript is spliced from 6 exons. Lineage: Eukaryota; Viridiplantae; Streptophyta; Magnoliopsida; Santalales; Ximeniaceae. The record is from RefSeq and is a predicted model, not a curated record.